UGAAAUGCGAAUGAAUCGUGAAUUCGUGAUACAAGAAAUAUCACUGAAAAAUAAUAUUUUUUUAUUGAAGCAUAGAAAAUGAGUCAAGGAACCUGUUUGCUAUGUUUUUCUGUUACAAGAGUAUUAGAUAUUAAAAACACUGGUUUGCAAAAUGUGUACGAAAUAUUAUCCGACAGUCAGCUACAAGCUGAGUCGCAUCCACUGUGCUGCAUUUGCGUUACAAAGCUUCGGCAAUGCCAACUCCUACUGAAACAAAUCACUAAAGAAAACAGUGAACAUCGGUCUGAUAUUAACCCUUUGGUGAGCCUAAGUUGCAAAACUCAAGUGUGGUCGUUACCUCCUAAUUUUAUAGAGAUAGAACUGACUCCAUUAAUCACAGAUAUAGAGAUCAAGAGAGAGUGCUAA
Messenger RNA from Aricia agestis (brown argus), 405 nucleotides. RefSeq lists its product as uncharacterized. The transcript is spliced from 4 exons. Bases 79 to 405 code for a protein of 108 amino acids. The record is from RefSeq and is a predicted model, not a curated record. Lineage: Eukaryota; Metazoa; Arthropoda; Insecta; Lepidoptera; Lycaenidae.